Molecule: messenger RNA, 180 nt
Organism: Clunio marinus
Lineage: Eukaryota; Metazoa; Arthropoda; Insecta; Diptera; Chironomidae
Source: the annotation of a GenBank genome assembly
AUGAGUUGCUGGGAUGCGGAAGAAGGAAAAUUAGAAAAGAAUGUAACAAGAAAUAGCUUUAAAGUGAAAGCUUUUGAAAGCUCAAAGUUCCCCAAAGAAAGCUCAAUGUUGAGUAACAAAGAAACUUUGCCGCCUUUUAAUUAUUUUGAAACGAUACAACAAUUAAAAUGUUUAUGUUAA